UAUUUAUAUUUUUGAUGGCACUAAUGGAUGCCUACCCAUAGACAUUUAAAUAUUUUCAACAACCGAGUCUCUACUGUUUAGUGCUAAACGUUCUAGAAUUAGUUUGACAUUAAAAGCCAAAGCUUGACAGAAAGUUGUUCAUAAAGAAACAUUAGCAUUCUACUAACAGUUUGACAACAAUGAAAUGCCAUCUUCCUUGCUAUUAUCUUCAACAAGUGCAUGCUGUGAGGAUGCCAUAAACCAAGAGUCUCAACAACGACUGGUUCAAAUAUACUUUCAGUAGCUUUCACCACGUCUUCAUGACGGCAGUCCUUCUCCAAAACUCCAGCUUCUGCUGCUGCUUCAGCACGAUUCGCUGCCUGUAUUAUAUAUGAAGGCUGGAGAUAAUUUCUCACUGAAAGAUCAAAGUAAGUUGGCAAGCCACACUGGAAAUCCGGGUGAAAAAUGUCACCAGGUCUACUGUUAGAUGUAGUGGUACAACGCUGCUCCCGUCGACAUCGGGAGUCAUCAACAAGAAGAGUGUGAAAUAGUGUGUCACAAAGGACGUCGUGUCGUUCGAUAACCAAGUUUGUCUUCUGAUCGCACCCUAGGAGAUGAUCACCAAAUUCGUCUAACGAGGAUCCACAAAGACAAAGAUCAGAAUUAGGCGAAGGAGGGAAAAUGCCAACACCAAGCCAGACUCGUAAUGCUUUAAUAGACUUCCUGCUGGGCAUGGCAAGGCCUAGAUUAGGAUUAGGCAAUGCCCGCAACCACGCCCCAGCAUGUUGAGCUGAAAUAUUUAUUGCUCCGGAACGAUUGACUGGUGAAACAGAUCCUUCCAAAGGACAGAAAAUUGAUGUUUAUGGAUUUGCGAUUGUGUUGGCAGCUGAAAGAAAUGGCAAGGCCAUAUGCAUGUUGCUGAGAAUUCUGUUUCUGCUAUUCGUGAGAACGUAAUUGGUGGUGUACGGCCAAAGAUAAGUGAAGAUCGCAGCUGUCCAUCGGGCUUAGUACAGCUCAUCAGAGUUUGCUGGAUGUCAGGCCAGACUUCAUGCCCAUUAAGAACCAACUUGUUGAAGUCGUACGUUCCUUUGAGUCUAACACCACCACCGGUUCAGUUACAGAUGACGGUGGAGCUGUAUCUAGCCAUACACUUGAGAUGGGGCCAGUCGACAAAGUGACUGAGACACAAGUAGUCGACGUGGCUGCUGAGAUUGGCACAGAUUGGCCUCAAUUUGCCGUUCUCAUUCUUCCACAUAUGUUUUCAACCAAAGUGAUCAAGGAAAUUAAACAAGAUAACGGGUCAACAUUUGAACAAGCUCGAGCAAUGCUCGAAAAAUGGACUAAUGCCUUGGAUAGGGAUGCUACGUGUUGCAAAGUUAUCAUAGCCCUAUUGAGAAUGGAAUUGAAACGUCAGGCUGUUUCUGUAUUUUCUAGAGAAUUAGUAGAACACGUUGAACAAAAAUAUUUACUAUAAUUUUUAUUGGGGAUGCAGACAUUGAAUUAGCAUUUUUACGUAUUUUUUGUUGUAUUGAAACCUCUUGUGUGACUGGGUGACUGGCUAGUUUACUAGUUUAGAUUUUACUUAUUUUACUGUUACUGUAAUGUACAUAGAAUUAUGUUAAAUAUACCUCAAAGGUAUUGAUUUAGU
Corticium candelabrum is the source of this 1627-nucleotide messenger RNA. RefSeq lists its product as uncharacterized. The record is from RefSeq and is a predicted model, not a curated record. NCBI's taxonomy places the organism in Eukaryota, Metazoa, Porifera, Homoscleromorpha, Homosclerophorida, Plakinidae. The coding region runs from base 888 to 1157 and encodes 89 amino acids. The transcript has 5 exons.